GCAUGAAACUGCUAGUGUUGUUACUGUGACAAGAACAAUAGCCAGAGGCUGAAUGUCAGACUAUUUCUGGCUGUCCAUUACUUUACAGACACAGCAGUUACUCCAAUCUGCUGCACCACAUUCAUUGACCAACUCUCUGGAUAAAUAAGGUGUUGGUUUUCUGUUAAAUGUUUCACUGAUGAGGUUAACGCUAACCAAGGGAUUUAAAUUCUCCCAUUUCUAACAAGGCAUAAAAGACAAGGAAACAAAAUGCUUGAAUCCAUUCGCAUAACUGAAAAGCUUUAUUGGCUGAAGGAAGAACAUUCCAGGAAAUCAGUGUUAAGUAUGAAUGAAAAGAAAGUCCUUGAUACUGGGCAAAAUGUGCAAGAAAUGGCUGCCAGUGUUUUGAGGGACACAUUCAUAACCGGUACAAGUAACUAUAAUGUAUUAAUUCAGGGCACAAAAGAGGAGAAAAGGCAGAUAUCUCCAAAGAAAUCAAUUUUGGGCCAGAACAAAAAGAGCAGCAGGAAGACAAACAAGACUUCCAAUUCAUCACGCAGUAAGAAACACAAAAAAAUCAGAGUUCCCUCACCAAACUGUUUUUGUGCCAAAAGAAAUCUAUCGGGUUUUAUCUCCAAUGCUAAAGACUCCAGUAUUAAAUACUCACAGAGUAUCUCAGUUUCAGGGAGCAUUGUAAGGCUUACAAACAGACCCAAAAUAAAAUCCAAGAGGAGACAUUACUUGUCCAGUUUGAUUGAGGGGAAAGAAUCCAGAGUGAUGAAAACUCCAAUAAAGGAAGACCUCUCGGGGAAGAAGUUUUGCAUACUGAAUGCCAUAAAGCCUUCAAACGUGGAGAAAGAGAAGAUGAAGUUUUUCAAGUCACAGUUUACUUACAACCCUCAGUUUGAAUAUGCUAACCCUGCUCUGCCAAGUGUCUUAGCCAAGCACAGCCAUGCUUCUGAUAGAUUUCUUCAACAGGCCAUUAAUAUUAUGGAGAAGGCAAUAGAGAAAUAUGGAAAUUAUGAGAGAUUUGAGCAAGCUACAGGAGGCAGUCUUCUCCCAAAGAGUCGUAUAUAUCAUCAGGUGCGGAAAUACAUGGAGAAAGAAGGUUGCCAAGGCGAGAUUGUUGUUCAUCUCACUGAAGAUUUGCUUUCUCGGGCAUCUAUGACAUUCGUGAAUGGGCGCCCAACAUUGACAAUCAAUGUCUCUGCAGCAAGAGAACAGUGGCUGGAAGGGAUACUGAGACAUGAGAUAGGAACUCAUUAUUUUCGAGGAAUGAAUAACAUUCGGCAACUGUGGAAUAACAGCAGUGGACGUAAGAAGUAUGGAUUGAAACCAGUAAACCCAACAGAAGAAGGACUUGCAAGUAUACACAGUGUCUUGUUUCGCAAGGAUCCCUAUUUGUGGCGGGCUGCUCUUCUCUACUAUACCGUCUACCAGGCAAGCUGUAUGUCCUUCAGUGAACUCUUUCAAGAGUUGAGAAAAUUUGUCAAAGACCCAAACACCAGGUGGGAUUAUUGUGUACGAGCCAAGAGGGGCUGGACUGACACAUCCCAGCCAGGUUGCUUCAGCAAGGAUCAGGUUUACCUUGAUGGAAUUCUACAGAUCCUAAGGCAUAGGCAUUCUAUAGAUUUCCAACUUCUAACAUCAAUGGGAAAGGUUUCUUAUGAAGACAUAGAACGUCUUAAAAGUCUUGCCGUGCUUGAAAAUGCAAGGAUUCCACAGUUUCUCCAGGACAGGAACCGUUACAUUGAGUACCUAGAAAAGAUAAUGAAGGUGAACGAACUAUCUGAUACAACGCUUAAAACACUCAUUGACUGAGCAGUGAGCAACAAAUUGUAUUUUUUAAACCAUACCUUCCUUGGUCACACUGAAGAACAACCAUGAGCGAUGGGAGAACAGUCAAACAGUUUUUUCUUAGAGGACUGAAAAAAAUAAACAAAACAAAAUACUAUUCCAGCAAAUUAUGAAAUGCACACAUGGGAAAAAGAGCCAGCUUUUGAGCUAAUGUAAAUUAUGGUGCUUCUUGUUUCCUUACAUGUAUUAAAUCUUUGUGUUACUGGACCUAGGGGUGCACUAACGAGAGCAAUAUGUUGAAAGAUGAGCUUUCAUGGAAAAAUCUCUUAAUUAAAAUUUUAAUUGUUAUUAAUAAACAAUGGCAAUAUUUCAAAAAGUUUCCAGGGACACUUUGCAGCAGAGAAUCAAAUAAACACAUAAUCGGAAUGUUUACAAUGCCCACCUAUGGGUUCUACAACUCUGUCCAAAAUAACCCAUGGAGACUCAUCCAUAGGAGCACUUGGGGCAGUGUUCCAAAAGAUAAUAAUUGUGAAUACAAAAAC
Molecule: messenger RNA, 2318 nt
Organism: Pelobates fuscus (common spadefoot toad)
Lineage: Eukaryota; Metazoa; Chordata; Amphibia; Anura; Pelobatidae
Gene: MATCAP2
Product: microtubule associated tyrosine carboxypeptidase 2
Exons: 7
Coding region: 250-1800 (516 amino acids)
Source: RefSeq, a predicted model, not a curated record